GCCGCUCGCAUCGCAGCGCCGCGUCCGCGGCCAGUGAAGUGACGCGCAAGAGUUGCGAGUGUGGCUACGUCCGUCCUACAAGUUGUCUUUUCCGAGUGUAGUGAACAAGUGUAGUGGACAAGUGUCCGUACUAACCUCGCGGUGCAUCAAAUCGUAACGCACUGAGUGUUUCAACGGAAGACUAAGUGCUACAAGUAACUCUUCGCUCGCCAUUGCCAUUUGACGCGCUCAGCCUGCGCACGUCUCAAACUGAAAGGAGGUGUGAUGGAAAGACCGGCUUUAUGAAAAAAGAAUUCCCGGAGGAACGGACGAGUUAGACCUCACGAGAAAAAAGGAGGCCUUAAUGGAUGGAUGCAAAAAAAACAUCGACAGUCAAAGGUGCUCGAUAUACGAUCAUUUGCGGUCCGAUCUCUCAAUUUUAAGUGGAUCUGAAAGUCAUCAUCACGCAUCACUCGUCUAGAAGGAUACAGCCUCAUUCCGCGUGAAACGUUUCCAGUCGCCCUUUUUUUUCUCGUCCGAAAUGUCGGCCCGGACUUUGUCACUCACAAUCGUGGCUGCCUGCUGCUGCCGUGUGUUGGCUUCCCUCCCGCCGACUACCGUCGAAAAGCUAGCGGCGUCUUAUGGUUACCAUGACGACACGCACGACGUGGUUACGCCUGAUGGUUACAUCCUGACUGUGCACCGCCUGUCCAAGCCAGACGCGCUCAACUCCAGCAGGCACAACAGCCCUAUCCUGUUGGGCCAUGGCCUUCUGACAAGCAGUGAGCAGUGGAUUUUCCGGCAGGACGGGAACCUAGCAUUGCAGCUUGUGGACAAUGGAUUCGAUGUAUGGCUGGGUAACUAUAGAGGAACUCCCUACGGUCUGAGACACAAAACUCUCAGUCCGAAGUCACACGAGUUCUGGGACUUCAGUUGGCAUGAGAACGGCGUCCUUGACCAGGCCGCCAUGAUAGACUACAUACUCAACAUCACGGGGCGCGAGCGCCUUUUCGCUGUGUCCUACUCCAUGAGCUGCACUGCCUCCAUGGUGCUCUACUCCGAACGUCCGGAGUACAAUUCCAAGGUCAUAGCCAACAUUUUCUUCGCCCCGUCGGCUUUCAUCAAGCACCCGACUGGUCUGUGGCAAUUGACCAAGGUCACGAUGAAAAUGUUCCCUGGUCUUACUAAUUUACUCAAGGACGCCACCGGGAACCACAUAAUAAACGACAAGCUACCUUUUUCGGAUGUGUCCCUGACCACCAUUUGCCAUGUGGCCAAGCGCAACAUCAUCCUGGCGCCAAUAUGCACGCUGCUCUCGGAGUUUUUCGCGGGAAGGCACAGUCCUUCAGCUGCCGACAGGCUGCUACGUGGACUCACCGUCCGAAUUCCAUCUGGGGCUUCGAUACGUCAAUGUGUGCAUUACGCCCAGAGCAUCGAGAGAGGUGGCGAGUUUAGGCAGUACGACUUCGGAAGGGCUAGAAACCUUGAGCUGUACGGGUCGUCUGAGCCGCCAUCCUACAACCUGCAGGCUGUCGCUUCACCGGUCCAUUUCUUCUGCGGGAUCAGUGACAGGACAGUCAGCAUCAAGGAUUGUGAUACUCUCACGAAAACUAUUCCUUCAACUGUGUCCGUCAACAAAGUUCCGCGAUACCAGCACCAUGAUUUCAUUCUCGGCGAGGGUUUAGACGAAUUGGUCAACACUAAGGUCAUAGCCUAUCUCUUAAGUUAUUUGUGAUACUGUCAUUUGUAAGUGUUUUCAAUUACUCGUGUUGGAGAGCCAUCCACCGAGGAAUUUCAGUAAGUUUGUGAUUAGUAAAAAUGAAACCUGCCCAAAACA
Molecule: messenger RNA, 1816 nt
Organism: Thrips palmi
Lineage: Eukaryota; Metazoa; Arthropoda; Insecta; Thysanoptera; Thripidae
Product: lipase 1-like
Exons: 10
Coding region: 521-1714 (397 amino acids)
Biological process (GO): lipid metabolic process
Molecular function (GO): hydrolase activity, acting on ester bonds
Source: RefSeq, a predicted model, not a curated record